AUGGAUCCGGUUCGGCCAAGUCUUGAGAGUGAAACCAUCGAAAUCACCCCUGCCCUGAUCCAUCUUAUACGGGAGUGUUGGUCUGAAUGGCCAAGACAUCGACCAGACAUGAAAAAAGUUAAGCAGCUACUCACAUCUAUGCAGACUGGAAAAAAACUGAAUCUCAUGGACCAUGUUAUGAAUACACUCGAGAACUAUGCCAGUUCGUUGGAAGCAGAAGUGGAGGAACGCAUGAAGGAACUGGUUGCUGAGAAGAAAAAGAGCGAUCUUUUGCUCUACAGGAUGUUGCCAAAGCAAGUAGCUGAGAAACUCAAAGGUGGCGUUCCCAUAGAACCUGAAAAUUUCGAUAAAGUAUCGAUUUUCUUCUCCGAUGUUGUGGGAUUUACUACAAUAGCAAGCAAAGGCACUCCUAUGCAGGUUGUUGCUCUUCUCAACGGGCUUUACACAUUUUUCGAUGAAGUCAUAGGGCGGCAUGAUGUCUAUAAAGUUGAGACCAUCGGAGACGCAUACCUCUGUUCGUCGGGGCUCCCGAACAGAAAUGGUCAUGAGCAUAUAAAGGCCAUUUGUGAUCUCUCACUGGAAUUGAUUAGCGGACUGAAAAGCUUUCGCAUACCACAUCUACCUCGUGAAACGCUUAACAUACGCGUUGGAAUAAACACAGGUCCCGUUGUGGCUGGAGUUGUCGGAUUAUCAAUGCCAAGAUACUGUCUCUUUGGAGAUACCGUAAAUACGGCCAGUCGAAUGGAAAGCAAUGGGAAAGCUGCCCAUGUGCAUAUGUCAGAAAAUGCAAGAGAUUUUCUUAUGACCACCUUCAAUGGCUAUGAGACUGCUUGUCGUGGUGAAGUGCUCAUUAAGGGAAAAGGUAUAAUGAGAACGCACUGGCUUUGUGGACGACCUGACUUGCGAAUAAUGGAUCCAAGAGAUGAAGAGGAAAUCGAGGGAAAAUGA
Molecule: messenger RNA, 948 nt
Organism: Cylicocyclus nassatus
Lineage: Eukaryota; Metazoa; Nematoda; Chromadorea; Rhabditida; Strongylidae
Source: the annotation of a GenBank genome assembly